AAAGAACGAAACGUGGCUGUUGGGCUACACUUUGCUUUUGUCAUAUUUUAUUGAAGAACAACUACCAUCAGCAUUUCAAGUAAAAGACAUAUAUUUUAAGGUAAAGAAGGGUCAAAUUAUUACCGGAAGAAGCAGAUAUCACCGAAAGAGUGAAAUGGCGAGCUCAGAGACUGCAAAUGAAGAAGUUUGCUUUGAACUUCCAGCUCCUUCUGGUUGGAAGAAGAAGUUCAUGCCCAAGAAAGUUGGGACCCCAAGGAAGAGUGAGAUUGUAUUUAUUAGCCCAACAGGAGAAGAGAUCAGUAACAAAAGACGAUUGGAACAAUACCUGAAAGCACAUCCUGGUGGUCCAGCAUCUUCAGAGUUUGAUUGGGGCACCGGGGAGACCCCAAGGAGAUCAGCAAGAAUUAGUGAAAAAGUCAAGGCAUCACCAACAGCAGAAAGUGAAUCCCCAAGGAAACGUAGUAAAAAAUCAUCAGCUUCAAAGAAGGAUAACAAAGAAAUAGAAAAUGCCCCUGAAAGAAAUGAGGAAAUUAAUGAAGUUCAUAUGAAAGAGGCUGAAAAGACUGAGAAGGAUAAUGCUGAGGUGGAAGAGGAAAAGGAUGUUGUGAAGGAAAGUCAAGCUGAGAAUAAAGAUGAACAAGAUCCGGAUGCCAAAAAUGAAGCUCCUCCUAACAGAGCCAAAGCUGAAGAGGAUGUUGAUAUGUCUAAUGAUGCUGUAGAAGCAUCCAAGAAAAAUGCUGGUGCAGAACCUGGAAACUUACAAGGGGCUCAGAAUGGUAUUCAAGAUGAUGGUUUGGGAGUAACUGAGGAUAAGAUAGACAUGGAGAGUGCAAAAGAUCAAGAAAAGGUUGGUAAACCUCAGGUUGAGACACAGAAAGAGCUUAGAUCUGGGGAACAGGACAAAGCAAAUUUAGCGACUGCAGAAGGAAAGGGAAAACAGAAAACUGAUGGCAGUUCUCCUGAAGCUGAAGGAGAGCUCAAGGAGAAAGAUGCGGCGAAUAUCAAUGAUGAGGAACUGAAUAAAUCUGGUGUCAGUGAGAUUAGCAAGAAGGUGGAAGAAGUGAUUGAGAAUGGCAGCCAUGACAGUGCUAAAGUCAAGCCUUCAGUUACUGCUUAAAUGGAUUAACUUGAUGCAGACUUCUUAUUCACCUCUUUCUGACUCUUUUAGCUGAUGAAAUCUUUAAACCUGUACCUCUGUUGUUGUUAAUUAUAGAUAUCUGGUUAUCCAACAAGAUGUGCCAUCUAUAAAAUCAUAGGUAGGUGUAUAAUGUAGUCAGCCUCCAUUCUACCGGAGAGACUUGUAGUUGCAGUGACCCUAAUACUGUGUUGUUAAAUACUGCUAAUGUGAUGUUUUUAUGCAGUUAUGUAAUAAUAAGUUAGAGAUGUAUGAAUUCAGUAUUACUCAGUGCCCCUUCUCUGGAUGGAUAUGUAAUAAUAAGUUAGAGAUGUAUGAAUUCAGUACUA
Pistacia vera is the source of this 1464-nucleotide messenger RNA. RefSeq names its product methyl-CpG-binding domain-containing protein 11-like. NCBI's taxonomy places the organism in Eukaryota, Viridiplantae, Streptophyta, Magnoliopsida, Sapindales, Anacardiaceae. The transcript has 3 exons. The record is from RefSeq and is a predicted model, not a curated record. Gene Ontology annotation, molecular function: DNA binding. The coding region runs from base 155 to 1117 and encodes 320 amino acids.